Messenger RNA from Microthlaspi erraticum, 501 nucleotides. Lineage: Eukaryota; Viridiplantae; Streptophyta; Magnoliopsida; Brassicales; Brassicaceae. The record is from the annotation of a GenBank genome assembly.
AUGUUUUCCAAAGUUAGGGCAGAGAAUGAGCCAUCACUGGAGCCGCCGCCAUCACUUGAUUCACUUCCAGAUGACAUCAUCUAUGAUGUCUUAGCACGUGUACCGAGAUGCUAUUACGCGGCUAUCUCUCUCGUGUGCAAGAGUUUCCGGUCGAUGGUUGCAUCCUCUAAGCUAUACAAGCAGCGAUCCUUGUUAGGCUGCAACGACAACGUAUUGUACCAUUACGAUGUUAACGAGACCAAGCUAAGAGCGUUUGUUCCGAAUCAGAGGUGUUGGAAAGUGGUGAAAGGUUUGGAAGAACUGUCGUCUAUGACGGCCGGUUCGUGGUGGUCGAGAACGGAGAGUUACGAUGGGAAAUUGGCUAUCUUCUUUCCUAAACGUCAUGACUACCUCAAGGCAAAAAUACAAAUUUGUUGUGCUUAUAUUUCUGUAGAUAGACGCCGAGGAGGAGAGAUUUUCGGUGAGGUGCAUUGGUGUGCUCUUGAGGUGAACUUAAUUUAA